Messenger RNA from Macroventuria anomochaeta, 2829 nucleotides. RefSeq lists its product as uncharacterized. Gene Ontology annotation, molecular function: serine-type endopeptidase activity; dipeptidyl-peptidase activity. The record is from RefSeq and is a predicted model, not a curated record. Gene Ontology annotation, biological process: proteolysis. Bases 188 to 2539 code for a protein of 783 amino acids. The transcript has 2 exons. Lineage: Eukaryota; Fungi; Ascomycota; Dothideomycetes; Pleosporales; Didymellaceae.
CGCCGGGUCGCUUAGGGUUCUUGGCAACGACGACCGAAUGUCUUGACAACUUCCUCUUACGGCAGCUGCAUAUCGAGUGCUCAUUAGGCGGACAUGUACGACGAGGGCUACAUAAACCGCUGCACCGCAGGGGGGAUUUGCGUGCUCUAACGCUCCUCUUGUCUCACACGUCGUGUUGUUUCUCACGAUGCGUUCGUUCGCGGUCAUUGCUGCGGUUCUGCCGCUGCUCCAGGCCAUUGAGCCUCCAAGGCAGCCUCAUCAACCACUUGGAAGCAGCAAUUCCACCCUCCGUCUCAACUACAACAUCACCACUGACGCGCCUGGGCGAUUGGCUGCUUCGACCAGGGCCUUCAGCUGGGUCAACACAGGUGCAGAUGGUGACUACAUCUACACCGGCGCUGAUGGCUCGUUCCUGUUCGAGAAUGUUGCUACUGGCGAAUCUUCAACUUUCUUGUCUGCCGACAAGGUUCCGGCUGAUUACCAUGAUUACUUCAUCUCUGGUGAUGCCAGCCACAUUCUGUGGGCCGUGAACUACACCAAGGAGUACAGGCACUCAUACUACGCCGACUACCUUGUUCAGAAUGCCGAGACUGGGGAGACCAUCUCGCUCGACCCUGAGUCGAACGGCACCAUUCAAUACGCCGAGUGGAGCCCUGUUUCAUCGUCUCAGAUUGCUUUCGUCAAGGGCAACAACCUCUACAUCUGGAACGAUGGCAACAUCACCCAGAUCACCGAAAACGGUGGCCCAGACUGGUUUAAUGCUGUGCCUGACUGGGUUUACGAAGAGGAGAUUUUUGCUGACCGCUAUGCUCUGUGGUACAGCCCUGAUGGCGAGAAGAUCGCCUUCUUGAGCUUCAACGAGACUGGUGUCGGUACUUUCCGUAUUCCCUACUACAUGGACGAUGCCGAGGUUGCCCCAGUCUACGCUCGUGAGCUGGAGCUGCGUUAUCCCAAGGUCGGCACUAAGAACCCCACUGUUGGCUUCAACCUGCUCGAUGUAGCAUCUGGCAAAGUUGAGGCCGUGACUAUCAACGCCUUCCCUGAAGAUGAUCUCGUCAUUGGAGAAGUCAACUGGCUCACUGACGCACACAGCAAGGUCAUCUACCGUGCUUUCAACCGUGUGCAAGAUCUCGAGAAGUACGUUGUUGUGGACGUCGAUGCGGGCACAUCCUCCGUCAUCCGUGAGCGUGACGGUACCGACGGCUGGCUCGAGAAUUUGAUUGCCACUCGUUACCUCGGUGUUAUUCAGACCGCCAAUGCUACUUAUGGCAACGGUACAGAGUAUUAUCUCGACCUUUCGGACGAGAGCGGCUGGAACCACAUCUACCUCUUCCCCGUCAGCGGUGGCGAGCCCAUCGCUUUGACCUCUGGUGAGUUCGAGGUUCUCGCUAUCUUGAAGAUUGACGCCAAGCGUGGUCUUGUCUACUACACUUCCACCGAGCACCACAGCACGGAGUCACACGUCUACUCUGUCAACUUCAGGACUGGCGAGAAGAAGGCGCUUGUCGACGACAGCGUUUCAGCUUUUUGGACCGCAUCCUUCUCCUCAAGCGGCUCCUACUACGUCCUCCGCUAUGCUGGGCCCGACGUUCCUUACCAGGAGCUCUACUCGAUCAAUUCGACCGAGCCACUCCGCACCAUCGUCGACAACAAGGCGCUGUACGGCAAUCUCACAACCUACAACUUGCCCAACGUUACCUACCUGGACCUUGAGCACCCCUCUGGAUUCACUCUCGAUGCUAUGCUUCGUCUGCCUCCCAACUUCGACCCCAGCAAGAAAUACCCUCUCAUCCUGAUCCCUUACGGAGGCCCCAACGCCAAGGAGGUGCACAAGCAGUUCAGCGCUCUCAACUGGAAGGCCUACAUUGCCUCCGACCCUGAGCUGGAGUACAUCACCCUGACUGUUGACAACCGCGGUACCGGACGUAAGGGCCGCGAGUUCCGUUCCACUGUGACCAAGAACCUUGGAGACAUCGAAGCUCAAGACCAGAUCUGGGCUGCCAAAGAACUCGCAAAGAACUCAUGGGUCGACAGUGAGCACAUCGGUAUCUUCGGCUGGUCAUACGGCGGCUACCUUUCCUCCAAGGUCGUUGAAGUCGGCGACGAUAUCAUCUCCUUCGCGCUCAUCACCGCCCCAGUCAGCGACUGGCGUUUCUACGACUCCAUCUAUACCGAGCGCUACAUGAAGCUGCCCGAAGACAACGUCGAUGGGUACAACAAGUCCCGCGUGCACGACGCCACUGGUUUCAAGAACAUUGCUGGUGGCGUUGUCAUUCAGCACGGUACUGGUGACGAUAACGUGCACUUCCAGAACUCGGCUGCUCUUGUUGAUCUGCUGAUGGGUGCUCGUGUUACGCCCGAGAAGAUGCAGAACACGUUCUUCACGGAUAGCGAUCACAGCAUUGUGUACAACAAUGGUGGCAAGUUCUUGUACAGGCAGUUGACGAAGAAAAUCUAUGAGGAGAAGCAUAGGGAGGGUGAUUCGAAGGGUAGUCAUCAGUGGAGCAGGAGGAGUCUGCAGAAGAGGUGGGUUGCAUGAGUACGGCCUGCUUGGUAGCUAGAGCAUGACAAGGUCGAUUUGAUAAUGGACGUGAUAAUCUUCGUUGUUUCCCUCAUUGUGUCUAAAUGCGUCCACGUUAAGGUGGCAUAAAACCACUCUCCGGAUGCUUCGUCUAGCGGUAAGACACCCACUCAAAACGGACAGGAAUAGUAGGGCUCGGAGGCACCUCGUGGCACGGCCAUGGUGGCCUCGACCAGCUGCCUAUUGCCUCGUCAAGCGGGAAACCUGUGUCCGAAUCACAGAGCAUCCAGUCUUCUUGAUCAUUGUAC